Myotis brandtii (Brandt's bat) is the source of this 1880-nucleotide messenger RNA. Its product is annotated as zinc finger protein 154-like. Gene Ontology annotation, molecular function: DNA-binding transcription activator activity, RNA polymerase II-specific; RNA polymerase II cis-regulatory region sequence-specific DNA binding. Gene Ontology annotation, cellular component: nucleus. Lineage: Eukaryota; Metazoa; Chordata; Mammalia; Chiroptera; Vespertilionidae. Bases 1 to 1521 code for a protein of 506 amino acids. Gene Ontology annotation, biological process: regulation of transcription by RNA polymerase II. The transcript is spliced from 5 exons. The record is from RefSeq and is a predicted model, not a curated record.
AUGGAGCUGCAGGGAACACACCACGGACAGAUACUGAUACUGUUGAGGUGUGGGGCAUAUGCGAAACGGUGUUAUUUCACUGUAAAAUUUCACCAGCAACAUGUGAGAGAGAAGACUUUCAUUAGAGGUGUGGACAGCAUUUCCCUUGCAAACAGCUGCAAUUUCAAUGUGUCCCAGAAUCGUUUUACAUGCGGGGAGGUUGGGCAGGGUGUCCGUACUGAAUCAGGACAUCUCCACCUAAAGGCUACUCAGACCAGGGACAGUCGAAAUGCUAUUUUGACACAGGGGAUGACAUUUCAAAGGACAAAAAAUUAUUACACCAGAAAAGAAUGUAAGAAAAACAUUACCUGCACCCACACGUUUAUUCAGGAAAAAGAUGUCAAUGUUGGAAGUCGAUGUUUUGUGUGCUCUGAAUGUGGGGAAUAUGUUACCAAAUUUUCUAGCUUGUAUUAUCUACAGCGAAGUCACAGUGCAGAAAGGCCUAAUCAGUGCAGUGAAUAUGGGAAAGCUUUUAGCAGUAGUAGCAGCCUAGGUGAUCAUGAAGCUUUGCACACUAAUGAAAGGCCUUAUGAGCGUAGUGAUUGUGGAAAAUCUUUUACCAAUAGCAGUGUCCUCCAUUAUGAUCAGAGAGUUCUCACAGCAGAAAGGCCUUAUGAUGAAUGUGGGAAAGCUUACACCAAUAGCACUAAACUUUCUCGUCAUCAGAGAGUGCACACUGGAGAGAGACCUUAUCACUGCAGUGAAUGUGGGAAAUCUUUUAUCACCAGCAGUAAACUUGGUCGUCAUCAGAUAGUUCAUACAGGAGAAAAGCCGUAUAAAUGCCAUGAAUGUGGGAAAUCUUUUACCACUAAGUUUUACCUUCACCUUCAUCAGAGAGUUCACAGAGGAGAAAAGCCUUAUAAAUGCACUGAAUGUGGGAAAUCUUAUACCAGUAAUACUGUCCUUUGUAUUCAUCAGAGAGUUCAUACAGGAGAAAAGCCUUUUAAAGGCAGUGAAUGUGGGAAGUCUUUUAUCACCAGCAGUAUACUUCAUCGUCAUCAGAGAGUUCAUACAGGAGAAAUUGCUUAUAAACGCAGUGAAUGUGACAGUCUUUUACAACUGACUCUCACCCUCAUUGUCAUCAGAGAGUUCACAGAGGAGAAAAGCCUUAUAAAUGCAGUGAAUGUGGGAAAUCUUUUACCGCUAAGUUUCAACUUAACCGUCAUCAGAGAGUUCACAGAGGAGAAAAGCCUUAUAAAUGCAGUGAAUGUGGGAAAUCUUUUACCGCUAAGUUUCAACUUAACCGUCAUCAGAGAGUUCACAGAGGAGAAAAGCCUUAUAAAUGCAGUGAAUGUGGGAAAUCUUUUACCGCUAAGUUUCAACUUAACCGUCAUCAGAGAGUUCACAGAGGAGAAAAGCCUUAUAAAUGCAGUGAAUGUGGGAAAUCUUUUACCGCUAAGUUUCAACUUAACCGUCAUCAGAGAGUUCAUACAGGAGAAAUUGCUUAUAAACGCAGUGAAUGUGACAGUCUUUUACAACUGACUCUCACCCUCAUUGUCAUCAGAGAGUUCACACAAGAGAAAGUCCUUAUGAGUGUAAUUAAUGGGAGAUAUCUCUCUGCCUAAUUUGUACAUUUGCUCUGCACAAAAGAGCCCGAAUGUGAAAAAUUUCUUAGAUGUGUUGAAAAUGUAGUUUCUUACUUAGGAUUUAACAAAUGUAUAAGAAAAUAUAUGAAGUCUCAUUACUCUGAAUUUUAUCUCAUACAUUCAAUCACCUACAUUAUAUAAUAUACCCACAACUAUUUUUACUGUUCUGUUUUCUUGUUUGUAUGUUGUAGCCAUAUGUAUCUAUGUUGGACUUUUUAACAUACAGUGCUGUCUUGCCAGGUCUAUGUCAUUGCA